AUGGCGGACCGAGAAGCGAGAUUCACCACCGAUGCCUUCGUCGACACGACGCCUAUGCCCGACCACAUUCCUAAAGUCAAAGAGAUCGGAGCCAGUUCCGCACCCCUGUUGAGCGCAUCUUUCUUCAUCGGCGACCGAUGCCGAUCCUACAACGACGAUUACAUGCAGUGCAAAACCGAGUCCUAUGGGCGAGGAGAGCUGGACUGCAUGAAAGAAGGGAGGAAAGUGACGAGAUGUGCCGCAAGCGUGUCAGUAUACGCCCUGGGUCAAUGGAGCGAGAAGCAAUUCUCGUUCAAGACGCUGUGGAGGUCCGACGGCUGA
Capronia epimyces CBS 606.96 is the source of this 321-nucleotide messenger RNA. Its product is annotated as NADH dehydrogenase (ubiquinone) 1 alpha subcomplex 8. Gene Ontology annotation, biological process: mitochondrial electron transport, NADH to ubiquinone. The transcript is spliced from 2 exons. The coding region runs from base 1 to 321 and encodes 106 amino acids. The record is from RefSeq and is a predicted model, not a curated record. Lineage: Eukaryota; Fungi; Ascomycota; Eurotiomycetes; Chaetothyriales; Herpotrichiellaceae.